Penaeus monodon (black tiger shrimp) is the source of this 560-nucleotide messenger RNA. RefSeq lists its product as uncharacterized. NCBI's taxonomy places the organism in Eukaryota, Metazoa, Arthropoda, Malacostraca, Decapoda, Penaeidae. The coding region runs from base 132 to 560 and encodes 142 amino acids. The record is from RefSeq and is a predicted model, not a curated record. The transcript is spliced from 6 exons.
UCUGGAUUGAGGGAGCCGCCCUAGGAGUCGAGUGGUCCUCCAAAUUCUCCCUCGCCCUCAACAGCGCUGUCACGGCUUAUAACCUGACGCUGACCAAAGUACACGAGACUCAGCCCUUCACUUCAGUUACGAUGUACCACGCCACUGCACUUCGACACCAGUUCGAAGACCUGGCUGCCAACACCGCGUACAAAGGGCGUCUGGUGGCACUCGUAGGGCAACAUUACUGGCCCUACAGCCUCCUCGGGUUCAACUUCACAUCUCCUGUGCUGAAGACAGGUCACGGGCUGGGUCAGUCACAGGGACGAGUGGCCAGUGACAUUUCAGACCUGGAGGACGUGAACGUUGCUGUUGCUCUCCGUUGGUCACCCGCGCCCUUCGUCAUGGGCCUCGGGGUAGGGGGCCGAGCCUCGCAUCCCACGGGGUACCGGCUGAGCGUCUGGGACCACAAACAGCUGGUGCAGGAGAUCACGACCUCCGUCAGCGACACCGACAAGGGCUGCGGGCAUUUCCCAAGAACCCUCGCCUCGCACGCAGUCAAGGUACCGGGGGGGCUAUGA